Nelumbo nucifera (sacred lotus) is the source of this 925-nucleotide messenger RNA. The record is from RefSeq and is a predicted model, not a curated record. NCBI's taxonomy places the organism in Eukaryota, Viridiplantae, Streptophyta, Magnoliopsida, Proteales, Nelumbonaceae.
CAAUAAAACCCGCCAGGCAACCGCUUUUUAAAGAUUGCAGAUGAGUUCGGUAGCUUUCUUUAUUCGUUUUCAUAAUUCCUCUGCUUCUCUUCUCUGUAUUUUUUGAAUUAGGGUUUUGCUUCGACGGUUCGAUAAGGAUGGCAGACGAGGGUUUAGUUGGUGGGGUUCACGAUUCCGAGGGAGUUCAGAACAGUGUUGAGAUUGAGAGCCUCGGUCGAUUUGCUGUCGAUGAAUACAACAAGAAACAGAAUGCGUUGCUGGAGUUUGGGAGGGUGGUGGAGGCGAAGGAGCAAUUGGUUGCUGGUACCCUGCACCAUCUGACUCUGGAGGUGACCGAGGCUGGUAUGAAGAAACUCUACGAGGCCAAAGUGUGGGUCAAGCCAUGGUUGAACUUCAAGGAGUUGCAGGAAUUCACGCCAGUUAGUGAUGACCCCAGGUUCACCUCGUCGGAUCUCGGUGCCAAACAAGAUGGCCAUGGACCAGGAUGGCGAACACUGCCAGCACAUGAUCCUGUAGUCCAAGAUGCAGCAGAUCAUGCUGUGAAGACUAUCCAGCAGAGGUCAAACUCGCUGGCCCCAUAUCAACUGCUGGAGGUCCUUCAUGCAAAAGCCGAGGUGAUUGAAGAAGUUGCCAAGCUCAAUUUGCUUCUCAAGGUCCAAAGGGGAAGCAGGGAAGAGAAAUUUAAGGUUGAAUUACAGAAGACUAUUGAAGGUACCUUUCAUUUAAAUCAAAUGGAGCUAGAUCCCUCCUAACUUGGGCAACUAGCCUAGUAUGCUAGUACGUGUGGAUUAACAACCAACUGCUUGUCUACUUUCUGACUCUUUAGAUCUGGGAAACAAAUAACUAUGUACUAGUGCAAUAAUCUUUACAUGUUAUAAAAAUAUAAUAUAUUGGAGAUAAAUAUGAUGCUUUCAUCUUCCUUCCG